Molecule: messenger RNA, 1979 nt
Organism: Hibiscus syriacus
Lineage: Eukaryota; Viridiplantae; Streptophyta; Magnoliopsida; Malvales; Malvaceae
Exons: 3
Coding region: 101-1816 (571 amino acids)
Molecular function (GO): protein binding
Source: RefSeq, a predicted model, not a curated record
AGGGGACGAGAAAAUAGAAGAAAAGGUCAAAGCUUCGAGAGGCAAUGGUCGAUUGAUUUUGAUUCUUCCUCAACAAGCUUAUCGCAAAGAAAAAGCAACAAUGGCUGUUUCUCCAUGUUCGAGCGGAACCGAUCAGAAGAAACACUGGUGGAUUACCAAUAGAAAGCUUGUAGAUAGGCACAUUAAGGAUGCAAGGUACCUUAUCUCAACGCAAGAACCAAAUGGAAUCGCUUCUGCCCUCGUUCUUCUUGAUGCAGCUUUGACCCUCUCGCCUCGCUUCGAGAUCGCUCUGGAACUCAAAGCGAGAUCUCUGCUCUAUCUGAGGCGAUUCCGGGAAGUUGCCGACAUGCUUCAAGAUUACAUUCCCAGUCUCAAAAUGUCAAGUGAGGACUCUGGCUCGGUUUCCUUGGAUAACUCGUCUCAACAGUUUUCAAGGGAGCGAGUCGAGCUUCUCGCUUCUAGUAACUUGUCCUCUGACUCAUUUGGUCUUGACCCAUCUUUCAAGUGUUUCUCUGUCUCGGACUUGAAGAAGAAAAUCAUGGCUGGGUUGGGUAGAAAUUGCGAGAAAGAAGGGCAAUGGAGGUACUUGGUUCUAGGCCAAGCAUGUUGUCACCUAGGCUUAAUGGAGGACGCCAUGGUACUACUCCAAACAGGCAAGCGCCUCGCCUCGGCCGCAUUCCGCCGUGAAAGCAUUUGCUGGUCCGAUGACAAUUUCUCCCUCCCUGCCAUUGUCACCACAUCGGGUAUCUCCUCUGCUGUCACGACUCCUCCACGCAAUGUCCGCUCUGUUUCCCCGUCCGAAAACAUUUCCCACCUUCUAUCCCACAUCAAGCUCCUCAUCCGCCGUCGAACCGCGGCUAUCGCCGCCUUGGAUGCUGGUCUACACUCCGAGGCAAUCCGACAUUUCUCCAAGAUCGUUGAUGGUCGCCGCCCUGCCCCUCAGGGCUUCCUUGCAGAGUGUUACUUGCAUCGAGCCACUGCCUACAGGGCCGCAGGUCGCAUAGCCGAGUCAAUCUCCGACUGCAACAAGACCCAUGCUCUGGACCCUACUUCCAUUCAAGCGCUUGAAACCAGGGCCUCCCUUUUGGAAACCAUACAUUGUUUGCCCGACUGUUUACACGACCUUGAACACUUGAAACUCCUUUACAAUUCCAUCUUGCGAGAUAGGAAGCUACCAGGUCCUACCUGGAAGCGUCACAACGUAAGGUACAGGGAGAUUCCGGGGAAGCUUUGCGCGUUAACGGCUAAAAUUCAACGAUUGAAGCAAAGGGUGGCUUCUGGGGAGACUGCAAAUGUUGAUUACUAUGCAUUAAUUGGUCUGAAACGUGGGUGCUCGAGGUCUGAAUUAGAGCGUGCACAUUUGCUGUUAUGUUUAAGGCACAUGCCGGAUAAAGCUAUCAACUUCAUCGACAGAUGCGAGUUGGCCGAUGAGCACGAUCUCGACUCGAUUAAAGAUAGAGCCAAGAUGUCGGCUUUGCUUCUUUACAGAUUGCUUCAAAAGGGGUAUUCGAACGUGAUGUCUACUAUUAUGGAUGAAGAAGCGGCUGAAAAACAAAGGAAGAAAGCUGCGGCUGCUUUACAAGCUGCACAGGCUGCAAUUCAAGUGCAGCAAACCCAGUAUUCUACAAAUUCAUCAGAUUUUUCAGCUUGCAAUGACACGGUUAAUUCGAUUGAAAACAAAACAACAACAAGCAUUUCCAAUUCAAAUGCGUUUCAAGGUGUAUUUUGCAGGGAUCUUGCUGCAGCUGGGAACCUGCUAUCACAAGUCGGGUUUAAUCGUCCAAUUUCAGUGAAUUAUGAGGCACUGAGCUGCUGAAUAUUGCCUGGAAAUAAAUGACGGAUCAUUUAUAAAUAGCUUCUCGUAAUGUUUCCCGGUAGAGUACAUUUUCUCAGUUUGUAAAGAAAAGAUCCAUUUUUUCUCUGCCGGAAAAUUUUGUCAUCCCUACUACAUGUACAGUAUUUUUCAUUAUUGAAUAUCU